Messenger RNA from Aspergillus udagawae, 1317 nucleotides. RefSeq lists its product as uncharacterized. The record is from RefSeq and is a predicted model, not a curated record. NCBI's taxonomy places the organism in Eukaryota, Fungi, Ascomycota, Eurotiomycetes, Eurotiales, Aspergillaceae. Gene Ontology annotation, cellular component: cytoplasm. The coding region runs from base 1 to 1317 and encodes 438 amino acids. Gene Ontology annotation, molecular function: guanyl-nucleotide exchange factor activity. The transcript has a single exon.
AUGCCGCUCUACGGUUGUGGUGAGAAUAGUGACGAAUACCUAGGACAACCUCAAUCCUGCCUUCGUCGCUCUGUUGGCGAAGAGCAUCGUUGUGAGCACAACAAUCAAGGGAGAGAGUCUUCAUACUGUCCACUAUGGCCUCUCAAACUCAGGCCUUUAACAAGGCCCAGCCAGAAUAUUCGCAUCAUCAGCUGCGAUGAUGGGUCCACGUUUGUGCAAGUGGACGAUCAUUUGAAACAUCUUAGCCAUCAUCCUCUUGACGAUGAGGAACUUGCCCUUGUCACGGAUGCGAUACACCCAAGCCGGAUCCAGCAAGCUAUUGUGCUGUCGCGAAGCCAUAGGGCAGCCUUUCUCUGCAAUAACGGGAAGCUGUAUAUCCUCGUCACGCAGGAUGGGGAUGAUCAAUUUACCACGCGAGUGAUUUCUAUUCCAGGAAAACAAAUCUCAUAUAUCGCGGUACGAAGCGCGCGUAUACAUAACCCGGCCCUUAUUUCAGGGGCAGUUGCCCUUGUUCUCGGAAGCGAUUCCCGCACAGUUGUCUCCUUCGACUCAUGGCAGCCGAUGAUUGCCUGGUUGACGGACAAUGAGACCAAGGAAGCACCCACUCAUUCAGUAACAUUCGCAGCUCCUAUCGUCAAGCUUACCAGUAAAUUCGCUGCGCUCGACGAGGCUGGUACUGUGCAUGUCUGGGGCGUAAAGAGCACUGUUCAACCCCCCGAUCCACCGGACGAGGAUGAAGCGUUUGAAGAGGCAUGGAAUCGCUAUGUUCUUUUUGGUGAUCCAAUCCAACAAUGGCCGUCUCGACGACCUGAAGCGCUGGAUUACACCCCCCGAAGUUUACCACUGCCGCCUAUCAAGAAGCUGGCAACAGGAGGAUGUUACAAUGCUGGCAUCUCUCGUGCGGGACAGCUGUUCAUCUGGGGCUACAGAUCGGGGAAAUGGCCCGAAAUCGCAGACGUUAAUCCGAUGAGCGCUGCCGAGUUCAAGGAAGCUGCCAUUAGAAAUGAUACUGGUAACCGCCUCCAGAUCGUCGAUUCAGCUGCGGGACGGGCGCAUGUUAUAGCUUUGGGGGUGGAUGGAUCGCUUUGGUCUGCGGGCGAUGGGCUCAAUGGGCAAUUGGGCAUAGGGACCAGGCAGUUUGGGUUAUGUACUGGAGAUGGAAAUACUGAUAUCGCGGCUAAUGACACUGGUGAGGAGUUUGCCGUUCACUGGCAAAAGAUGGAUACCGCAGGAAUAUUGGGCAAUGGAGAGAGAUGCGAGGCCGUUUUCUGUGAGGGAGAUCACACAUUGAUUGUAGCCAGGAACAAUACAGUCUAG